CCCUAGGUUGAUUUAACACUAGCACGCAAAAUGCGCCUAAGUACGCCCGUAAUUGUGGCCAUUUCAGGCUUCUGUAUCUUACUCUUAGCCCUACUUUGCUCAAGUGUGAUUUUUCCUGAACUGGAAAACUACUUAAUAAGUAAGGAAACCGCGUUCGUGGAAGGGAGCAAGACAUUUGAGACCUGGAAAAAAAUACCGUUCCCGUUCAAAUUAAAAAUUUAUUUUCUCAAUGUGACCAACGUUGAUGAUUUCCAAAUGGGGGCCAAACCAACUUUUAGGGAAAUAGGGCCCUAUGUUUACGACGAAUUUCGGGAACGCGAAGUUUUAGCAGUUAGUGAAGACAACGACACUGUUAGAUAUAAUCAGAAAAAGACCUAUUUUUUCAAUAGAGAGGACUCAGGGUGUCGGACGGAAGAAGAUGUAGUAACGAUAAUUAACACUGCCGCUGUGGGAAUCGCUCAUAAAAUUUAUAAACUCGCACCAGACGCGAUGGAUAUAGUAAACGAUGCUUUACCAUUCCUUUACCCUGGUAUAAAAAAUAUUUUUGUGACUAACACAGUCCGAAACAUUUUAUUCGACGGUGUUACAAUGUCUUGCGGAUCGGACGAAGUGGCAAUGAUUUGUGAUGGGUUAAAGAAACGACGUCCACCCAGCAUUCGACCAGCUGACAACAACAAGGACUAUUUGGUUGCAAUGUUCCAUCAUAUGAAUGGGUCCGUUGACGGUCCUUACGAGAUACAACGUGGGCUUAAAGACUCAAGCAAAGGUCAGGUGGUCGGUUUCAAAGACAACAACAUGUUGACGCUCUGGACCGGCGACUGCAACACAAUUCAAGGAACCGACCUCACCCUCAACCCAAACUUGAACGACUUGCCCCCGAAAAUAUAUUUUUUUGCAUCUGACUUCUGCCGCUCAUUUUCCGUAAAAUUCGACAAAGAGUUGGUUUAUUUGGGGCUUAAAAGUUACAAAUUCAAGAACAGUAAUUUAUUCCACAUUGAGAAAAAUUGUUUCUGUGACAAGAACCCCGAAAAUGAGGUGCCGGGAUGUACACCGGCUGGAACAAUGGAUGUGAGUCCUUGUACCGGAUCCUCGGUUGUACUCUCGCAGCCGCAUUUUCUAAACGCUGAAAAAUCGCUACUUGACUAUGCCCAAGGCCUCGCACCUAACGAAAAUAGGCAUGAAACCUUUAUCAUAAUGGAACCGAAAACCGGUUUGGCACUUGUCGUCAAAACACGGUUUCAAAUGAACGUUUAUUUACAGGAUUUUGAAGAUGUUGACCUAUUUGCAAAUGUUAGCGCCGGCUUUUUCCCAAUGCUUUGGCUCGAGAACGGCGCUGAGGUUCCCCACGAUAUCGUGGACGAGAUUCGCGAAAAUUUCAACAAACUGAUGGUUUUUGACGCGGUUAAGUACUUCCUGAUCGUGCUCGGGGCGAUUUUGUUAGCUGUUUCUAUUAUGCUAGCGAUGAGUCAAGACAAAGUGUGGUGUUUCACCAACAAAAAUAACUCAAUUGCUAGCGACAACCAAAUGGCGAAAAUUAUUAAUCUGAACGCAAAUGCUGCACUUGCCCGGAACUGGGAAAAUAUCAACAACGCCACUUGGAAAAUCGUGGAAUAGAGCACUUACCUUACAUAAGGUGUGACCUAGAUAGGAAAAAAGUGUAA
Tribolium castaneum (red flour beetle) is the source of this 1661-nucleotide messenger RNA. Its product is annotated as sensory neuron membrane protein 2. Gene Ontology annotation, molecular function: scavenger receptor activity. Gene Ontology annotation, cellular component: cytoplasm; membrane. Lineage: Eukaryota; Metazoa; Arthropoda; Insecta; Coleoptera; Tenebrionidae. The record is from RefSeq and is a predicted model, not a curated record. The transcript is spliced from 6 exons. The coding region runs from base 31 to 1614 and encodes 527 amino acids.